Messenger RNA from Capsicum annuum, 8121 nucleotides. RefSeq names its product protein NO VEIN-like. Gene Ontology annotation, cellular component: nucleus. The record is from RefSeq and is a predicted model, not a curated record. Gene Ontology annotation, biological process: root development; leaf vascular tissue pattern formation; embryo development ending in seed dormancy. NCBI's taxonomy places the organism in Eukaryota, Viridiplantae, Streptophyta, Magnoliopsida, Solanales, Solanaceae.
ACCACACAAUGAUAGAACUCGGCAGCUAUCGCCACCACACAAUGGCAGAAGCCAGCGGCCAUCGCCACCACAGCCACAGGAACAACAUCAGCAACAUCCACAAUUUCAAUGCCCCAAUCAUAGUAAACCGUCUAGCCCUUCCCCGGACCCAUGCAUAGCGGGAGUUUUAGUGCUCCAGGCUGUCGUUUAAAUGUUCAUUCUCAAUCUCAAAACAGCAAUUACUUCCCUUCAAACCCCUUUUUUCCCCAAAACUCUAACUUUGGUUAUUUUCCGAAUCAAAGUUCUAAUUUUGGUUAUUUUCCGUUCCAACCAAACCCGAGUUUUCAGUUUUCAUCGCGUAGUAAUAAUGAAGUUGUUGAGAGAGUUGAUAGAGCUGUAAUGAAGGCACGUAGGGACAUUAUAGAGGCUGGUGAAAAUGUGUCAGCUUGGAAAGUUUCACAAGCUGCUUUAGUUAUGCUUAAUGCUGAUUCUUGGGAUUCUUUGGGUCUCAAAAUGCAACAAGUCCCUUCUCUCUUUCAACUCAUUGUUACUGAUGGAAAGAUUAAUGCCUUGAUCCAUUGCUUUGUGGCUGUUCAAAGAAUUACCACAUUGUAUGAUUUGGAAGCAGCAAUACUCAAGAAUGAGGGGGUGGAGAAGUUUGAAGAACUGGUUCCACUAGUGAAGCACCCACUUAUUAUCCAUUAUUUUUCUAUCAGUCCCGAUGUGUCAGAAGUUUUCAGGAUAACAAGUGUGGAGGUCAUAUCCUUCCUUGCUGACUACAUGAAUGCCGAUAAAAGAAGAAGAGUAGACAUAGAUGAAUUUUUGAACUUCAUUGCCGAGAAGAAAUCCAUUGGUACAACAGAGAAGCUCGGCGUGCGGAUUCAAAGCUUGGGGAUGCAUAUUACUUUUAUCAAGCAAGCAAGGCAGAAGAAGUUCCCAGUUGGAAAUAUCAAAAGCUCGGAUAGACUAGCCACAUGUCCUUAUCCAUCAGCUUCUGAAGAAAUGACGCGGCUGGGUUUAAAAGAUGAAGUUGAGGUUAGCCCACAUACCGCUAGCGGUAGUGAUAAAACAAGCAAAGAUAUUGGGCAAUUCAAUAGAAAAAGAAAAUAUGAUGAGAAUUCCCUGGCUUUACCCAAAAAAGUACCCAAACGAGAUGUGGUGCAGGCAAACCUUACUCGCAAGAAUUAAGGGAAAAAAAAAUCUACUAAGGUGUGGAAUCAAGGCGCUGAUGUUUCAAAUGAUUUUUCACAUGGUGAUGAUUCAAUUAAGAUGUUUGUCAACACUUGGAAGGAGGCAUGUCGGACAAACAGUGUGGAUGAGGUUUUCCAGAGGAUGCUUGAGUUCUAUAAGACAAGGAAGCGCGUUCAAGUUACCAGGAUGUUUUCAUCAUAUCCAUUUUGUGGGUUGCUUCAUGUUGCUAUUACAUCUAUUGAACGUGGAAUGUGGGAUAGCUUGUAUGAUAAGCUUCAUACAGUUCACCAAUGUGCAGUGACCAAAGGAGGUACUGAAAAUUGUGCUGAUUCCAUAUGCAUUGAGGUUGAUUCAGCUGAAAGGGAUGCUACCAAUCUGUCUGAGAAGCUUUUGGCGUGCGAAAGUGGGAUCACCAUUGAGGACAUACACAGUAAACUUUCCACCUAUUUGGUGGGUGAUGAUGCUGCCUUAUCUGCUGCAAGUUCGUACCAUGUCUUCCUGUUGAACAAGUUUUGCAAGCUUGAAUCUUGGUUGACAGAGCAGUUUUCUGUGAAGCAUUUUGAGUCACUUGGUUACGGAAACAUCUGGCUCUUCCUGGAGAAAAAUAUGCAUCUGUUCAGUCAUUCUUUAGGAAGGUUCUUCACAAGUGACAUGCCUGAGAAACCUCCUCUGGAACCUUCAAUGCUUGAUUGUCAGUUUGACCUAUUGUUAUCACAGGCUUCACAAAAUGUUUAUGGGAGAACAAAGAAGGACAAGCGAAGGAUUUCUGAUUUACUAAUGAGGCAAUUCCCUUUAGUCUGUUUAAAAGUAGCUGGAAAUGAUUUUAUGAUAGAUAUAGAGGGUUAUAUGAAGGCAAAGAAAGGAAAUAUGACGUUAAGGUCUGUUGUAUUCUCUGAAACAUUGCUCAAGGAAGUUGGUGUGGGUAAAAAUAAUGAAAGUAUGUUAGAUAAAGCUGAUUCGGAGAAUGAUGUAGGGCAAGGAGAUUGUAUAGAAACGUCCAAAGAUGCCAUGAAGGCCUUGGUCAAUGCUCCAAUGUUGAUAGAUCUGAACUUGUGGCUGCAUUGGGACAUGGUCUUUGCUCCUUCUCUUGGUUCUCUUGUGGGCUGGCUGUUGAACGAGGUAAAUAGCGAAGAGUUGUUGUGUUUGGUAAUUUCGUGUGGGAAGGUGUUGCGUGUUGAUCAUUCAGCCACUAUUGAUUCUUUUGAUGUACUUUUGCAAGGCAAUCCUUUUGAUACAGCUGUCAAACUGUUAUCGUUGUUGGUUUUAUAUGGUGGUGAAAUAAAUGUUCCUAAUUCACUCUUAAAAUGCCAUGCACGUCAUGCAUUUGAAGUUUUUUUUUAAAAUUAUGAGGAGAUGAAAUCACAUGACAUUCCGGACUCCCUCAAGCAUGCCACAUCUCUGUGCAGACAGCUCAUACACGAUGAAACUAUAUCGACUAUGAACAAGAAAUUAUUGAGGAGGGAUAGGGUUGGUAAAAUCGCGCCUUUGGCAUCAAGGUUUAUUCUUGACUGUCUGGGCUAUCUGCAGGUUGAGUUUUGCCAUUUUGCUGCAGACAUCUUGCUUUCAGGGGUGCAACCUUUUGUUAAAGAUGCUCCUUUAGCUAUCUUAGAUGAAUGUGAACGGAUAGACCAGCGUCUUAUGCUUCAUCGAGUUGGAAUGUCUCUGGGCAUAGUGGAAUGGGUUGAAGAUAAACACAAAUUGAGUGUCUGUUCUGAUACUAACUCGUUAAUGUCUUCUAGGUCAUCAUGCUUGAAAGUCGCAGAGUUUGAUUUCAGCAAAAACUCAAACUUUACAGAAGAAGUAUCGAGCGAAUGUCCCUUGUCUAGAACUGAAAUUAGCUUCUCCCAAGAUCCAAUGCGGCAACAUGAAAAUCAAGAUGCCAGUUGCUCUGCAGGUGUUGUAGCUUGUGUUUCUUCUGAUAAUUUUGCUGAUAGUGCCAAACAGCACUCAUGUGAGCUUGAGAGUUCCGCUGCCAGUGUUAUUGAAUCUAUUCAGCGAGAAGAGUUCGGUCUGCAGCCUGAUCUUUCACCUGUUGAAAGUGCAGUGUUGAAUAAGCAACAUGCUCGCUUGGGGAGAGCUCUGGAUUGUCUUUCGCAGGAGUUGUAUUCUCAGGAUUCACAUUUUAUCCUAGAGCUGGUUCAGAACGCUGAUGAUAAUACCUACCUAGAGCAUGUCGAACCCACUUUGACUUUCAUUCUUCAGUAUAAAGGCAUUAUAGUUCUGAACAAUGAAUGUGGAUUUUCUGCUGAUAACAUCAGAGCACUCUGUGAUGUUGAGAAUUCUACUAAGAAAGGGCGUAAUGCUGGAUAUAUUGGGAAGAAAGGCAUCGGUUUCAAAUCAGUGUUUCGGGUCACUGAUGCUCCAGAAAUUCAUUCCAGUGGCUUCCAUAUUAAGUUUGAUAUAAGUGAAGGCCAGAUAGGUUUUGUUUUGCCAACUGUUGUACCUCCUUGUGACAUUGACUCCUACACCAGAUUGGCCUCUUUAGAUUCUGAUUGUAAUCAUGGUAAUACCUGCAUAGUGCUUCCCUUUAGGUCAAGUCUCCUGGAAACGUCUGCUGUAGAGAAUAUUGUGUCAAUGUUUUCGGAUCUUCAUCCAUCUUUGCUACUUUUUCUUCACGGUCUUCACUGUAUAAUAUUUAGAAAUAUGCUAAGUGAUUCUACUUUUCUUAUGAGGAAAGAAGUCGUGGGAAAUGGCAUCGUUAAGGUUUCCCUUGGAGAGGAGAAAUUGACCUGGUUUGUGGCAUCCAAGGAAUUGCUGGUUCACACUAUUCGUUCGGACAUCCAAAAAACAGAAAUUUCCAUGGCAUUUACAUUGCAGGAAGCGCUUGAUGGAACCUACAAUGCACAUCUGACCCAACAGCCUGUUUUUGCAUUCCUACCUUUGAGAAAGUACGGCCUAAAGUUUAUACUUCAGGGUGAUUUUGUACUUCCUUCAUCUAGAGAAGAAGUUGAUGGUGAUAGUCCUUGGAACCAGUGGUGGUUAUCAGAGUUUCCUGGAUUGUUUGUUAGUGCAGAAAGAUCAUUUUGCGAUCUGCUAUGUUUUAAGGAUAAUCCAGCAAAGGGUGUUACAGCUUAUAUGAGCUUUGUUCCCCUUGUUGGGGAGGUUCAUGGUUUCUUUUCUGGUCUUCCUUGGAUGAUUCUUUCUAAAUUACGCAUGUCAAACUGCUUGAUAAUAGGAAGUACGGAAACUCAGUGGGUUCUUCCAUGCAAAACUUUGAGAAAUUGGACCCAGGAGGCCUGUAACCUUUUGCCUGAUAGCUUUCUUCUCAAGCAUCUGGGUGUUGGUUUCUUGCAUGAAGAUAUAGUUCUAACAGAUUUAUUAGCCAGGGCUCUAGGAAUUGAGGAGUAUGGACUCAAAGUUCUAUUUCAGGUUAUUACUUCUUUAUGCACUUCAGUAGAAGGUCUGCAUGAGUUUGGGAUGGUUAUGUGCGUGGAUGUUUAUAUGAUGUUGUCACAUGGGAAAAGCUCAGCAGGCUUUGAGACAGAAAUGGAUCUUAUGAAGAACCUCAAAAAGAUUCCGUUUAUUCCUCUUUCAGAUGGAAAAUAUGGAUCAUUGGAUGAAGGUGCAAUUUGGUUGCAUGUUGAUCAAAUGGGUGCUGCAACUAAUGAUGAGUAUGCUCCAGAAACUUUCCCCAGAUUGUAUUCUAUGCUCAGAACUGUGAGUCCCACACUUCUUUCUGAUGCUGCUGCUCUUGGUACAUCAUGCUCUGAUUCAUCAAUGUUAGAUAACGUUACUAGGAUGCUGUACAGAGUUGGUGUACAACGGUUAUCGGCACAUCAAAUAGUAAAGAUGCAUAUCCUACCAUUUAUCUGUAGAGAUGAUGUUGGACAAGGACCUAGAGAACUAUUGACAGAGUAUUAUGCCUUCUUGAUGUUCCACUUGCAAUCAAGUUGCCCUGACUGUCAAUCAGAAAAGGACCAAAUUAUCAGAGAAGUUCGUGAUAAUGCUUUUAUAUUGACAAAUUAUGGUUGUAAACGUCCUAAAGAGUUUCCUAUCCAUUUCAGCAAACAUUUUGAAAAUCCCAUUGAUAUGAGUAUUAGAUCUUGAUGGCAUGAGAUUGAGGAUAUGUUCUUCAACCAACCAAUCAACAAAUUGUUAUCUGGGGGUGUGUUAAAGUGGAGAAAGUUUUUCCAGGAAAUUGGAAUCACUGAUUUUGUACAAGUUCUUCAGGUUGAGAAAAAUAUUUCCGAUGUAUGCUCUGUUCCCAUUAAUGCAACAUUGGAUGGAGGUUUGAAUUCCAGAGGAUCAGUUGCGAGAGAUUGGAUGUCUGAUGAGUUUGUCGAUUUGUUGUCACAAUUAUCUUCAACGGGUGACAAGGAAAAAUGCAAGUACCUCUUGGAGGUACUUGAUAGUUUGUGGGAUGAUUAUUUUGCUGACAAGGUUACUGGCUUUUAUUUCAGUUCCAAUGGAGAACGACAAUUAUUUGGCUCUUCAUUCACCAGAACCCUCCGUGAUGUUUAAUGGCUGGCAUCAAGUUUGGAUAGUAAGCUUCAUUGUCCAAGGAAGUUAUUCCAUGGUUGUGACACUGUGCGCUUGGUUUUUGGUGACAACGCUCCAUAUGCUAUUCCAGAGGUGAGAAGCAAUAAGCUGUUAACAGCUCUUGGCUUGAAAAUCCAAGUUACAGUUGAUGACACUUUAGCAAUUCUUAAAGCUUGGAGAGCUGAACUAACUCUGAGCGCUAGUUUAUCACAAAUGUCAAAAUUCUACAAUUUCAUCUGGAGUAAGAUGAACACUUCAGAGAGGAAGGUAGUUGAAGAAUUACGUAAUGAGCGUUUUGUGUUUGUCCCUUGUAAGUUGGUUGCUUCACAUGAAGAUGUAGUACCUGGUGUUCUUUUGUCAUUUAAAGAAGUCUUCUGGCGUGAUUUAACUGGUUCCACGGACCAAGUGAAGAUGAUUUUCCCAGAAUCUGAUCCACAUUCAGUUCAGCAUCCUUUCACCAAAAUGUUAUGUAGUGUUUAUCCAUCUCUUCAUGACUUUUUUGUGAAAGAAUGUGGAGUGAAUGAGUUCCCUCAUUUCCAUGGAUACCUUCAAAUACUGCUGCAGUUGUCAGCUACUGCUUUACCUUCACAAGCAGCCAAGAAUGUCUUCGAAAUAUUUCUUAAGUGGAUUGACGAACUAAAUUCAGGAUCUUUGGGAUCUGAAGAUAUUGGUUUCUUGAAGCAAGGCCUUUUGACAACGGAUUAUCUGGUUCUUCCUACUGCAGAAGAUAAAUGGGUAUCUCUUAACCCAUCCUUUGGGCGCAUCUGUUGGUGUGAUGAUUAUAAGCUGAGGAAGUAAUUUAAUUAUUUUGAUGAUAUUAAGUUUAUCUACUUUGGGGAACUCAAUGACGAGGAAAAGGAGAUUCUCAAAACAAAAGUUUCAAUAGUCUUGCACAAAUUGAAUAUUCCUUCUCUAUCAGAGAUUGUAACACGGGAAGUGAUAUAUUAUGGUCCAACUGACUCUAUUUUUGUAGUUUCUGUGGUUAACUGGAUUCUUCCAUAUGCUCAACGCUAUAUAUAUAAGAGUCAUCCAGACAAGUAUUUGCUUCUCAGUCAAUCUGGAUUUGAGAACCUGAAAUGCCUGUAGAUUGUUGUUGUAGAAAAGCUGUUCUGCAGGAAUGUAAUUAAAAGUUCCCACAUUGCAUCCAAAAAACGGUUCGAAUGCAGUUCUCUGCUAGAGGGAAAGAUCUUGUAUGCCAAAUCAGAUUCUCACUCGAUAUUCAUGGAACUUUCUCGUUUAUUCUCUAUUGGAACUCCCGACUUGCACUUGGCAAACUUUCUUCAUAUGAUCACCACUAUGGCAGAGUCAGGUUCCACUGAGGAGCAAACUGAGUUUUUCAUUAUGAAUAGCCAGAAAAUGCCUAAGCUUCCUGCAGAUGAAUCUGUUUGGUCACUUGCAAAUGUUCCAUUGUCAGAAGAUGGUGAGGUAGGGCUGAUGAGUUCUUCUAGAACAAUGAAUGAGACAACCCCUGUGAAUUUCCGGAAGAGACCAAAAAUCAGCUCAAACUCUUCAGACUGGAAAACUGCUCCUGGUAGUGUAGCAAAGUCACCGGCAACCAGUGGUCUCAAAGCAUAUGCUCAGGUUCCAACUGAGAUCGCUUGUGUGGAGAAUGCGGACAAUGAUCCAGCAUCAGCUGCAGCUGUACUGGGUUCACAAGAUGCUGAUCAUGUGUAUAAUGUACUUGUACGUGGUCCUGUGAAACUGACAUUUGAUCCUCCUCGUUCCAUGACUAUACCACAUGACUUGAAUUAUAGUUCAUCGGAUGUUGCAGAAAGAGAUCAUCUGUAUACAGACACACCUGACCCUCAACAGGCAUUGUCAACUGGCAGACUCGGAGAAUUUGUUGCUUUCAAGUACUUUGCGGGGAAACAUGGUGAGCCUGUUGUGAAGUGGGUCAAUGAAACAAAUGAGACGGGGCUUCCUUAUAACCUUGUUGUAAGAGAUGACGAAUACAUAGAAGUAAAGGCCACUAGAGCGACAACAAAGGAUUGGUUCCAUAUUACCUCGAGGGAAUGGCAGUUUGCAGUUGAGAAAGGUGAAUCUUUUAGCAUUGCGCAAGUAGUUGUGUUAUCACCCGCUAAUACAGCAAUGGUGACAGUAUACAAAAACCCAGUCAACCUCUGUCAGCUUGGUAAACUUCAGUUAGCUCUCACGAUACACAACUCGUGAUGAUUCUUAAGACGUACAUAUGGAUGGUAAACUUAACUUCUUCUGGACUGCAGAUGAUAAGAUAGUAAAUAUUGUAAGUAAUGACUAAGCUUACCCCUCAUUUUGAUGGUUCUUCAUUUUUGUGAAUUUACUCUAUUUUGACCUUGCAUUGUUGGAGAAGCUUGAGCUUGAGUCAGGGCAGCAGUAAUUUCAGCCAACUGGUUUGUGUGUACUGUCUCAUUUUGGAAAUGACAGUUGACAGCAUUAUGUAUAUGAAGAUGUUCCUUGUAAUUAUUUUCUUAAUUAAAUCACUAAUUCAAGUAA